Heterostelium album PN500 is the source of this 1950-nucleotide messenger RNA. It is a transcript of the gene pXi, whose product is annotated as serine/threonine-protein kinase. Gene Ontology annotation, molecular function: protein kinase activity; ATP binding. The record is from RefSeq and is a predicted model, not a curated record. NCBI's taxonomy places the organism in Eukaryota, Evosea, Eumycetozoa, Acytosteliales, Acytosteliaceae. The transcript is spliced from 2 exons. Gene Ontology annotation, biological process: protein phosphorylation. Bases 1 to 1950 code for a protein of 649 amino acids.
AUGAAAAAUCUAAUUAAAGGAAGUUUAAAUACUGGUAUACAGAAAUCAUAUGAUAUUGGUGCACAACUUGGAACUGGUAAAUUUUCAGUUGUGAAAUCAGCUACUGAAAAAUCGAGUGGAAAACAAUGGGCUAUCAAGAUUAUGAGAAAAUCAGUGGUUGAAGAACAAAAUCUAAUUAAAGAGGUGGAGAUCAUGUUGGAUAUUAAACACCAAAAUAUUAUUGCGCUCAAGGAAAUCUAUGAGACCGACACUGACUUGGCAUUGGUGUUGGAGUUGGUGACAGGCGGUGAACUGUUCGAUAAGAUCGUCGAGCGAAACAGCUACACAGAGGAGGAUGCAUCGAAACUCGUCAACACACUGAUAAAAGUGAUUAGCUACCUCCACUCGAAGGACAUUGUUCACUGUGAUCUGAAACCGGAGAACUUGCUCUACUCUGACAACUCGGAGAACGCCGUCAUAAAGUUGUGUGACUUUGGACUGUCGCAACGCUGCGCUGCGGGCGAGCAGCUGCGCUCGAUGAUUGGAACCGCCACAUACAUGGCACCGGAGAUCUCUGCAUUCACCGGCUAUGGAAAACCAGUGGAUAUGUGGGCACUCGGUGUUAUCAUCUAUAUUCUGCUCUGUGGAUUUCCGCCAUUCGAUGAAACCACCGGGUGGAAUCUAGAGUUUCCGUCGCCCGAGUGGGACAACAUCUCCGACUCUGCCAAAGAUCUGAUUAAAUCGUUGUUGGUAGUCGAUCCGGCAAAGCGUCUCACCGCGCAACAGGCAAUGAAGAACGUCUGGAUCUCUGGUGUCAACACCGGCAAACAAUCGAUCAUCGGUACACUCAAGACACUUCGCGAAUUCAACACACUGCGUCGUACCGGAACAACGAUGGGUCACAACAAAACACCAUCUCGCAGCAGUGUAUUCGAGCUAUUCCCUUCACUUACACCAUCAACACCAACAACCACCAAUGUAACAUCAACAGCAACAUCAACAAACAAUGUAGAACCAACACCAACAAAGAUUGAAAAGUUGGAUUUCACAAAGAACUUGGAAGAGGAAUCUAGAUUCAACAAAACAUUUGAAAAUGAAAACUAUAGUGAUGUUGAAUCACCAAUUUGUAAUAAUAAUAAUAAUAAUAGUAAUAGUAAUAACAACAAUAGUAAUAAUAAUAAUAUUAGUAGCAGUAAUAAUAGUGUAGAAUUAAAUAUAGGUGAAAUACAGAAUCAAAGAUUAAAUAGUGUUAGAAUAUGUAAUAGUAAUAGUAGCAGUAGUAGUAGUCUGCUGAAGGAGUUGGAUCAAGAGACAACGGUGUUCCAAGCGAUCUUGAAGAAACAGUUGAUGAGUUCACUCGAGAAUACCACUGCGAGUGGCGGCGAUUCCUCGAUGGGCGAUCUCUCGUCGGAUACCUCUACACUCUCUGACAAUGAACGAGUGGUGUCACCGGAUAUGCUAUCGACAGCAAGCGGUGACGGCGGUAUCUUUGUCGAGUCGAACGAACGUCAAACGCUACUGGAACAACUGCGUCAAGAGCGUGAGAUGAGUGCACGUCUGCGGCUAGAACUCUCAGAGGCACGUAAAUCCAGCUUUAAACAACAGCCAACCGAGUCGUUCACAUCGAUAAACAUCAACAGCAGCAGCAACAGCAAUAGCUAUACAGCAAGUGGUCAAUUGUCAUUAUCGAUACCACUGAGUGCAGGAGGAUCGAAUAACAACAGUGACAACGAAGCAACCAACAAAUCCGACAAGAAAGACAAGUCAAAGUAUGGAGUCGAUCGAAUCAUUCAGGAUUUGCAAUCGGACAUCGAGAAACUUCACUUGCCAAAGGAGACCAACGAUAAACUCAACAACCUGAUGCUGACCUACAGACUAAAGAAUCAAGAGAAAUCCGUCAAACUCCAACUCGAAAGACAGAAAGAGAAAUAUAAGAAAUUGAAAUCACAACUUAAGAAAAUACAGAAAUAA